AUGGCUGUACGCGCGCAAUUUGAGAACUCCAACGAGGUUGGAGUUUUCUCGACUCUCACAAACUCAUAUGCCUUGGUGGCUCUCGGUGCCAGCGAGAACUUCUACAGUGUUUUCGAGGCUGAGCUCCAAGACAUGGUGCCUACGGUGCGGACAACCAUCGCUGGCACACGCAUCAUCGGCCGCCUGACCGCCGGCAACCGCAAGGGCCUCUUGGUGCCCACGUCGACGACUGACCAGGAGCUGCAACAUCUGCGCAACUCGCUGCCCGACUCGGUGCGCAUCCAGCGCAUCGAGGAGCGCCUCUCGGCCCUGGGCAAUGUCAUCGCCACCAAUGACCACAUCGCCCUCAUUCACCCCGAUCUGGAGCGCGAGACGGAGGAGAUCAUCGCCGACGUGCUCGGCGUCGAGGUCUUCCGUCAGACCGUCGCCGACAACGUCCUCGUCGGCAGCUACAUGAGCCUGUCCAACCAGGGCGGCCUCGUGCACCCCAAGACGAGCAUCCAGGACCAGGACGAGCUGUCCAGCUUGCUCCAGGUGCCUCUCGUCGCCGGCAGCGUCAACCGCGGCAGCAAUGUCGUCGGCGCCGGCAUGGUGGUCAACGAUUGGCUCGCCGUCACCGGGCUCGACACCACGGCCACGGAGCUGAGCGUCAUCGAGAGCGUCUUCCGACUCGGCGAGGGCGCCGGCCCCAGCAACAUCAACACGAGCAUGAAGGACACCAUGGUGGAGAGCUUCUACUGA
Molecule: messenger RNA, 741 nt
Organism: Purpureocillium lilacinum
Lineage: Eukaryota; Fungi; Ascomycota; Sordariomycetes; Hypocreales; Ophiocordycipitaceae
Product: eukaryotic translation initiation factor 6
Biological process (GO): ribosomal subunit export from nucleus; cytosolic ribosome assembly; assembly of large subunit precursor of preribosome
Cellular component (GO): preribosome, large subunit precursor; cytosol; nucleolus
Molecular function (GO): ribosomal large subunit binding
Source: RefSeq, a predicted model, not a curated record